Galendromus occidentalis (western predatory mite) is the source of this 835-nucleotide messenger RNA. RefSeq names its product mitochondrial ribosomal protein S18B (gene mRpS18B). The coding region runs from base 87 to 770 and encodes 227 amino acids. Gene Ontology annotation, biological process: mitochondrial translation. Gene Ontology annotation, cellular component: ribosome; mitochondrion. Lineage: Eukaryota; Metazoa; Arthropoda; Arachnida; Mesostigmata; Phytoseiidae. The transcript has 5 exons. Gene Ontology annotation, molecular function: structural constituent of ribosome. The record is from RefSeq and is a predicted model, not a curated record.
AGAACACCACCGGCCGCUGUUGGGAAGGAAAACAAAGUCAUCACGUAUAAGCUGGGAUUAUUGAAGUGCUGUAACUAAGAAAACUCAUGGCGCUUUCUUCACGCUGGAUCUCUCGCGCAUCCUCCAUCAGGAUUGGUGCGCGUCCGAAUUCCUGUGCCGCUCUCAUUCCUCCUCAGAGAUGCUCAAGUGAUCAAGGGAUCUCUUGUUUGGGACUUCCCCCCACCCGGUUCCUGUCGAAUUCGAGCGUGCUCCGGACCGCCGAGGACAGCAAAGAAGAGCAAACUCAGGACCAAAACCCCGAUGGUAAUACGAGCAGACGGAAGCCGUAUGUCGUUCAUCCCGUGGAGACCAGCAUACGAUACAUGAAGAGCAACGCGUAUCGAAGGGCUUACGGAGAUGAUCCGGUGUGGACUCUGUACAGAAGGAACUUCAAAGGACAAUUUGCUCCACCAACUCGUAAAUCGUGCCUGCACAAGAACCAUCACUCGACUGGAAGUCCAUGUCCAGUGUGCCGCGACGAAUAUCUCGUCGUGGAUUACAGGAACCCGGCCCUCCUAGAACAAUUCAUUUCACCCUACACGGGGCAAACCCUGACCACCAAGAAAACAGGUGUCUGUCAAAAAGUUCAGUUCAAACUCGAGCUAGAGAUCAUGAAGGCUCACGAUUACGGAACACUUCAAUUUGAAGUACCCUUCCGAGAAUACGACUACGAGGAUUUUUAUCCGCAACUGAAAGCAACUAGGGAGCCGUAUUCCGCAGAUAGCCCAUGAAUGUUCAUGACUUGGCGGUGACUCAUAGAUACGCGUGGAGCAUAAAGUCGAAGCAAGUUUGGACA